Molecule: messenger RNA, 2455 nt
Organism: Lottia gigantea (owl limpet)
Lineage: Eukaryota; Metazoa; Mollusca; Gastropoda; Lottiidae
Exons: 11
Coding region: 1-1980 (659 amino acids)
Biological process (GO): sodium-independent organic anion transport; transmembrane transport
Cellular component (GO): membrane
Molecular function (GO): protein binding
Source: RefSeq, a predicted model, not a curated record
AUGAGUGAAAAUGAUUGUGUCCUGGUCCAACAGGAAGUUACCGUCAAAGAAACAGACGCCCAAUGUGGAGUGGGUUCCUGGAAACCAAAAUGUCUACAAAAAUUCAACAAUCCCAAAUGUUUAUUAUUUUUUCUCUGUAUGUAUGGUAUGAUAUUAAGUUUUGUUGUUAAUGGUAUAAAUAAUGUCAAUACUACCUCUCUAGAGAGAAGAUUCAAUCUCUCAAGUGCAAGGGUGGGAAUGAUAUCAAGUGCCUAUGAUAUAAGUGCAGCUGUUUUAGGACUAGGAAUUAGCUAUUUUGGUUCGGGUAAAAAUAAAGCCAAGUUUUUAGCUACAGCAGGGUUGUUUAUGGUUCUUGGUUCCUGUGUUAUGUCUAUACCUCAUUUCUCUACUGGACUGUAUGAAGCUGGUGAAAGAGUGAUCAUGCUCUGUCAUGAAGAAAAUAAUUCAACUGAAGUUUGUCGAACAGAAGAGACCCAUCUAUCCAAUUAUUUAUAUGUUUUUGUCUUGGGUCAAAUGUUACAUGGUGUUGGAGGAACCACCAUUUAUACUGUUGGAAUUUCUCUACUGGAUGACAGUGUAUCAUCUUCUAAUACACCUUUAUAUAUAGGUAUAUUAUAUUGCUGUUCUAUAUUGGGACCAGGUAUAGGUUAUAUUAUUGGUGGACAAUUCUUAGAUUUGUAUGUAGAUUUUGAUGUUAUGGACACAAGCAGUUUAAAUGUUACACCAGAGGACCCCAGAUGGGUGGGAGCAUGGUGGAUAGGUUUUCUUGUGGCAGCCAUAUUGAAUCUUAUUGUAGCCUUACCAUUAUUUCUCUUUGGUAAAGAAUUACCAUCUGCCAAACAUGUGAGAGAAACCAGAAUAUCAGAAGCCUAUGGUGCCGAGAAGUCUCAGACUAAUCCUGUCAAAAUCAAAAGAUCUUUAAAACAUUUUAUGAAAGUAGUAACCAAGUUACUAAAGAAUCCAUGUUUUGUCUUUCUGGCGUUAAGUAUGUUAACUGAGGGAGCUAUUAUAGGGGGCAGUGCAACCUUUCUACCAAAAGUCAUUGAAAUGGAAUUUCGCGUCUCAGCAUCAUUAGCUGCCAUUUAUACAGGUAUUGCUGUGGUACCAAGUGCUGCAGCUGGUCAGUUUCUGGGUGGUUUUGUGACAAGGAAAUUAAAACUAGAUAUAAGAGGAACAUUAAGAUUAUGUAUAUUGGCAAUGGUGGUGUCAUUAUUUGGAUGUUCUAUUUUAUGGAUAAGAUGUUCUACUGAAGAUAUAGCUGGUAUUAAUGCACCUUAUCCUAUCAGUCCAGAAUUUUUAAUACAAGAUGAGAGUGUCUACAUACCUGAUCUUACCAGUGAAUGUAAUAAAGACUGCCAUUGUACUACCAAUAUCUAUAAUCCAGUCUGUGAUACAGACGGCUUGUUGUAUUUUUCACCAUGUCAUGCAGGCUGUAAACAAAGAUCAGCUGUGGUCAAUUCCUCUGAUUAUACAAUGUGUAGUUGUGUGAAUUCUACAGAAGGAAUAGAAGAAGGUAGAAAUAUUGGUAGAAAUGCAGUAUGGGAUACUAAUUGUAGGAAGUCAUGUACUAUUUUAUAUGUAUUUCUCUGUUUAUUGUUUCUACUGAUCUCAUUUUGUUUCCUGCCUAUUGCUCCAGGCGAUUCCGUCCAACUUAGAUGUGUUAAUGCUGAAGAUAAAACAUUUGCUCAAGGAUUAAAAUCAUUUAUUGUUAGAUUAUUGGGUACUGUUCCAGGGCCAGUUAUAUUUGGACGUCUGUUAGAUGAUUCAUGUGUUGUAUGGAGAGAAGAAUGUGGAAGAAUAUUGUCCUGUUGGAUUUAUGAUCAUCAUUUAAUGAUUCGAAAUAUCUUUUUGCUUUUUGUGGGUACUAAAAUUCUCUCCAUUAUUUUCUGCUCUCUAGCGUUAAAGUUAUAUAAAGCACCUGCUGAUAAUCUGAACUCUCCGGAAGAGAAGGUAGAAUUAGAGACGAGAGUGACUACUUGAUAGUAAUGUGGUUUUAGAAUGCAAUAAAGCUUUGUCAAACCAAUACGGUGCUCCUCUGACAUCCUGGUACGAGCAUAGUUGUUGGAUAAUAGAUAGGAUUUGGUUAAAGGACUAACCGUGACUAUUGUGAGUUUUGAAGUCCUCAAUCAAGAUUGUCAGUCAGUCUUCCAUGAUGAUUGUUCAGAAGCAAUAGGAAUAUAUUGUGCUAAGCAAGCAGUUGAUGGGGAAUUCUUUUAGUUUGCCAAAUGUUUUUCGCUAAAUGUUUAGUUGACUAUAUUCGUUGAAACUUGAAUCUCUAUAUUUACAAUGCAGCAAGAUUUCACACUAUAUGUUACAUUAAAAUUUUUAUUUUUCUUUCAAAAAUUUUCUGCCCUGUGUGAUAUGAAUUAUUCAUGGUGACAAGUGUCUGCAUUUUUUCUCUAUUACUUUUUUACAUUACAUGAUUUUGUGAGUUAUAAAAUAUAUCUGAAAUUUG